AAGAGGGAGGGUCAGACCGGCUCGGGCUGGGGUCGCGCGGUUUCCGCGGCGGGGAAACGGCGGCGGCGGCGGCCGGAACGAGCGAUGCAGAAAUACGAGAAGCUGGAGAAGAUCGGAGAGGGCACCUACGGGACCGUUUUCAAGGCCAAGAACCGAGAGACCCACGAAAUCGUGGCGCUAAAGAGGGUGCGACUGGACGACGACGACGAGGGUGUCCCCAGUUCUGCCCUGCGGGAGAUCUGCCUUCUCAAGGAACUCAAACACAAGAACAUAGUUCGGCUGCAUGACGUCCUUCACAGUGACAAGAAGCUCACGCUGGUCUUCGAGUUCUGCGACCAGGACCUGAAGAAGUAUUUUGACAGCUGCAAUGGUGAUCUGGACCCUGAAAUUGUGAAGUCCUUUAUGUACCAGCUGCUGAAGGGCCUGGGUUUCUGCCACAGCCGGAACGUCCUGCACCGAGACCUGAAGCCCCAGAACCUGCUGAUCAACAGAAACGGGGAGCUGAAGCUGGCAGACUUUGGGCUGGCGCGGGCCUUUGGCAUCCCGGUGCGCUGCUAUUCAGCUGAGGUGGUGACCCUCUGGUAUCGGCCCCCAGAUGUCCUCUUUGGGGCCAAACUCUACUCCACCUCCAUCGACAUGUGGUCCGCUGGCUGCAUUUUCGCAGAGCUGGCAAAUGCAGGGCGGCCCCUAUUUCCGGGCAAUGAUGUGGAUGACCAAUUGAAGCGGAUCUUCCGGCUGCUGGGGACCCCAACAGAGGAGCAGUGGCCAGGCAUGACCAAACUCCCCGAUUACAAGCCCUACCCCAUGUACCCUGCCACAACUUCGCUGGUCAACGUGGUACCAAAGCUGAACGCAACAGGCCGAGACCUGCUGCAGAACCUGCUGAAAUGCAACCCAAUGCACCGGAUCUCUGCCGAAGACGCCCUUCAGCACCCCUACUUCACAGACUUCUGCCCUCCCUGAUGGUCCACAUGUUGCGGCUGAGGAGGGGCUGGGGGCCAUGCCCCUCCUCCCCUCCCUCCUCCCCAACCCCUUUCAGAGCCG
Molecule: messenger RNA, 1044 nt
Organism: Candoia aspera
Lineage: Eukaryota; Metazoa; Chordata; Lepidosauria; Squamata; Candoiidae
Gene: CDK5
Product: cyclin dependent kinase 5
Exons: 12
Coding region: 85-963 (292 amino acids)
Biological process (GO): protein phosphorylation; axonogenesis; synaptic vesicle transport
Cellular component (GO): nucleus; cytoplasm
Molecular function (GO): cyclin-dependent protein serine/threonine kinase activity; ATP binding
Source: RefSeq, a predicted model, not a curated record